UGCCCUGCGCCGCUCGCUUUUGGGACUGCAAUGAUUUAGAAGUUCAGGAAUCCCACGUGACGUCACCGAAGGGUGAUGUAAUGCUUCUCUAAAUAGAAUGUAUUGUAAUCUUCUCUCAGUCCAACGUGGUUCCUCACAGACCCGCUUCUUCAAUUAGACUUUCGCUAAGUUAUUGGAAAAUUAGUGAAAGGCGCAAGGACGACAACCUCUCAGAUUGACAUUUAUGGUGCCAAUAAUUCAAGUGCAUGACUGGAUAUUAAAGGGAAGGAAAUAAAUUAUAUGGAGACCCAUAACACUGGUGAACAGCAUACAUGAACAGCCCUGGAUAAAGAGAAGAUCUUAUUGGAGAAUUUUGUUUGUCUGCUUUCUGCUCCAUUGGAAUAAAAGCGUACUUGCAUGGAUUUGAUUAAUUCAAAGACAGUUAUGAAUUUGGAGCAAGACCGGCCAUUCGUUUGCAAUGCUCCUGGCUGUGCUCAGAGGUUUCCAACGGAGGACCACCUCAUGAUUCAUAGCCAUAAACAUGAAAUGACUUUGAAGUUCCCAGCAAUAAAAACAGACAACAUUUUAUCAGAUCAGACGCCAACACCCACUCGCUUUCUGAAGAACUGCGAAGAAGUUGGGCUCUUUAGUGAACUUGCGUGUUCUUUGGAGCAGGAAUUUCGGAAAGCACAGGAAGAGGAAGACAAUAAAAGGGCUGCGGCGGGGUUGAAUAUUUCUAGUCUGGCUGAGGUAACGAGCAAAGAGGCAUCAAUUACUGACAGCACGGCUCAAAUAUCUACUCUGUCCCGGAUUGUAUCUGCAACUCGACCUGAGAAGGAUAUAUCAGUGCAUGGGUCAGUACAAGGGGUAAUAUCCGGUCAAGUAGCGCACCAGCUUACGCCCACUAGGAUGCAAAACCACGACAACGGGAUUGCAAACCAGCAGGCCAUGCCUUCACCAACUUCCAAUUCCGUCAUCACACAAGCACCUUCUACCAACAGGCAAAUAGGGCCUGUGCCAGGAUCUCUAUCUUCACUACUCCACCUUCAGAACAGACAAAGGCAGCCCAUGCCAGGGUCGAUGCCUGGCAAUCUCCCCAAUUCCACCAUGCCAGGGUCUUCUGCAGUGCUGAUGCCUAUGGACAGGCAGUUAUCAAUGAGUUCUAAUAUCAUGGGGAUACCUGGACCCCCUCAAGUUCACCAAAUGCACUCAGAAGCCAAAAUGAUCCAAAGCAGAGCUUUCACUUACGUAGAUGAUAGACUUAAGGCAGUGCUGAGUCAGCACCCGAGCGCUCUGUCCAACGGAGGCAUGAAUAUGAUGGGACAAGUGAUGGAAAUGAUGACGUCCAGGCAGGAGCCGGCGCCACAGCCACACCACGCCAUGCACUCGCAUGCACACCAGGCUCCGCCACAGCACGCCUUCACGCAUCAGCACCAGCCACACCACCAGCAGCAUCACCCGCACCACCACCAGCAAGGCCACACCCACUCCCACCCAAACUUACACGCACACAACCCGCCGCAUCACAAUCCUCCGCUUCAGCCUCUGCCCACGGGAGCGCAAAAUCAGGUCUCACCUGGAGCACAACAGAUACAAUCUCCUCAAUCAGGACACCCAGCACCAAGCAGUGGGGGCCGAAGAAGAAGAGUUGUUGAUGAAGACCCUGACGAAAGACGGAGGAAAUUUCUUGAAAGGAAUCGCGCUGCUGCAACUCGCUGCAGGCAGAAGAGGAAAGUGUGGGUGCUCUCACUGGAAAAGAAAGCAGAGGAACUCACGCAAACAAACAUGCAACUUCAGAACGAGGUCUCCCUCUUGAAGAACGAGGUGGCUCAGCUGAAGCAACUAUUACUGACACAUAAAGACUGUCCAGUCACAAUGCAGAAGGAGUCACAAGGAUACUUGAGUCCUGAGAACAGUCCACCCAGAAGCCCCAUCCCUGCUUGUUCUCAACAGCAAGUUAUCCAGCACAAUUCAAUUAGCACUUCGACUGCUGUCAGUGAUGUUGUAGGCAGCUCCACACUCACCCAGCUCGGGAGUCAGAGAACAGAUCGGAAUCCUAUCCUCUAAAUACUGCCUUAUGUCGGAGGUGCGGCGGCAGGAGACCGAAAAAUUGACACUCCAUUCAGGACUUUGGAAAGAUCAACAUAAUCCAGGAAUUAAAUACACUUUAGAGGAAAAAAAGACUCUCGCUAUUCAUUUUAAUAGUUAUCAAAAUGCUAAUUUUUUUUACUUUAGUAAUGAAAAAAGGGAAAUAUGCAAUUAAAAAUGCUGAUAGCUUGGGAAUGCUUUAAUGCUUUCUCAUAACUUGCUGGUACCAAUUUGAAGAUUCUACUAAGAAUUUUUGAACUUUUUGAAUUUUAUUACUGUGUAUAUAGUCUCUCUACUUAUUAUCAGUGGCAAGUUCUAGGUAUCUAACCAACCUGCCAAUUAACAACUGGAUUAAGGUAUCUAACAAUGUCAUUACUGAACGGAAGCCUCCAGUCUAUGCUAUGGAUACAGCCCAUAAUGUAGUCUCUAAAAAAUAAUGUUCAUUUGCACUGAAAAUCAAAUUUUAUGAAUUGAGAUUGAGUCACUAAUUGAGUAAGAAUAUAUGGAAAAUGCAUUUCAAUAUUAGAAACAUUAUAUCACUUAGUCUUCCCUACUUGGCAAUAUGAUCAAUUGAAUACGAAUUGUAAUUUUUUUUAUCUGCACAUGUUAUGAAUCCGUUUUGCAUUCACCAUUUUCUCCAUUUGGUUAUUUUGCUACAUACUUCAACAUCAGCUCUUAAGAUUUACAGGAAGGACAGAGAAGCUUCCCACUACUGUAUGCAGUUACAUCCUAUCGGCAAUGCAAUUAUAGUGGCUGUCAAUCAUGCAAGGUGCAAUAGUCCCACACACAAGAUACUGGAGGAACUCAGCAUCUAUGGAAAUGAAUAGGCACUCAAUGUUUCAGGCCAUGACCUUUCUUCUGUUUAUUCAUUUGUCUGACAUGUUGAGUUCCUCUAGUAUUUUGUGUGUGUUGCUCUGGAUCUCCAGCAGCUACAGAAUCUCUCGUGUGUAGCAGUUCUGUUCCAUUUGUGUAAAAAAUUCUCAUUUAAGUAUGGCUUUAACUAACACUGAUCAAACGAAGGGGAAAUGUAGCCAUGGUCACAAAGCAUUCUUGAUGUUCUUGUAAACUUGAGAACAAUACAUGAAGUCAUUUGGUUAUAAUCCACAUUAGGAUGCAAAGAUCCCAAAAUCUUUCUAAAGCAGAGUUUCCCAACCGAGGGUCCAUAGACCCUCAGUUAAUGGUCAAGGUCCAUGGCAUAAAAAAGUUACGGAACCCCUGCUCUAAAGGAUCAAAUGGGAAGAGUAGUAAUGUUUUCAAACCAAAACAUUACAAACUGGACUAAAGGAUGACACUUAUUUUUUAAGUUUUGAGCAUUCUACCAAAUUCAGUAUAAAAAACUAUAUAAUAGAAGUGAAUGAUCUGUACAGUUUUGACUCCAUGUUUAAUUAUGAUCAAAGGCCAAUAGAAUGCUCCUAGACUACUGACUUUACAUUUGCCUUAAAACCUAUUAUUAUUAUUGAGGCCAUUCCCAUCUUUUGACUGACAUAAUUCCCAAUGCCUAGACUCAAGCAUGCAGUUAAUAUAAAGACUAAUUUGGAUACUGUUCAAAGUGUAGACUAAUUGUACCUUGUCAGAUGUGCAGGAAGGUGCACCUGUGAAAUGAUUGCCUUGACAAGGAGCUAUACUUGGGAAGAAUACUGCUGAGGAAAUUGAAAGCCUACAGCACCAGAACACAGUCCAAUCAUUUCCUAAAUUGCACCUCUUGCAGAUGCCAUAAGCUGGGGCUCUCCAGCCAUGAAGUUCUGGGAGAGGGCAGGUGAAGUUGAACAGUAGGGAAUGGAAUUGUGUUGCCCAAAUUUCGCAGUCAGAGAAUUUCAGAACUUAGAACAUUUCAGCACAGUACAGGCCCUUUGGCCCAUGAUGUUGCACAGACCUUUUAACCUACUUUAAGAUCAAUCUAACCCUUCCCUCUUCCGUAACCCUGCAUUUUCAAUCAUCCAUGUGCCUAUCUGAGAGUUUCUUAAAUGCCCCUAAAGUAUCUGCCUCUACCACCACCCCUGGCAGAUGUACCACACACCCACCGUUAAAAUCAUUCCUGGAUAUUAACUAACCUAACUAUUUGAAUGCUGACCAAUUAAAUACUAAAUUCACUAUUACCCUAAUUAGCAGUGUGAAAAUUGACAGGCUGAGGGAAGGAGGCCAGUUUUGGUUAACUGUUCACCUCCUGUACUCACACAAGGAGGAGAUACUUAAUUUGCCCCAUGGAAUUGGGGCAAAUUAAUAGAAUGUACCUUUCCUCUUUGAAGGGAAUGCUGAGUCCAACAUAUACACAUGAAAUUUAUGGUUUUCUCACUUGUCCAAAAAAUCUGCCAAGACAGUUAAUCCUUUUCCAUGUCAUUUCUAAAGUUCUGGCUAAUUACAAUCAAGUUGCGAAAUCUCCUUUUUUUUCAAAUAAAUAUUUGAGUAUAAAUUUAACAUUAACCAGAGACUGGAGUAAAAUGUCCACGUUUUGACACAGGAAUUGGCAAUGCAAUGCUGAAGACUUGCAUCAGCCCUCAAUGCAAAUUCCCAGCCAUUUCCUAUGGGGGGGAUAAAAGCUCCACACAUGCACAGAACUGGUCAUUUAAUACCAUCUGUCACAUGGAGUGAAUCAAGCUCAACCUAACAGCAAACCCUUUGGGACUGGAAUCGGCAGAAGUGUUCCCAAGCCAGACAUAAUGCAACCUUUAGGAGUAAGGGUGAAGAUUAUCAUGAAAAUGUUUGAAGCACUAAAGCACUGGAAAGCACAUUUGAUCAGAUUUAUUUAAAAAAGAAAAUAAAUUUUGCAAAGAAACUGUAAAUCAGUGCUUCUAGUUAGAGACCAGGCUCUCCUUAAUUACUGAAAAUUAAAUUUCUUACCGUUGGAGAAGUAGUAUUUUAAAAUUAUCACAACUAAUAAUCACACUCAAGUGAAAUACGUGCCCACUGUAUAUGUGCUGACAAUAUCACAUAGUUGAAUAAUAUAUUUACCAGUUGACAAAAAGUAAUCCAACCUCCAUAUCCCAGAGCUGAACUAACUCAGGUUUCACAUUAAAUAAAGGAUAAAAUACAGAAUCAAACAAUAGUAACUAAUGCAUGAGAGUUUAAUGUAGCUGAUGUCUCAGUAUUACACCCUUCAAGACGUAAAAUGCCCUCUGACAUUUCCCAGAGUUGAAAUGUCUAAUACUAGAAGGCAUGAUUUUAAGGCGGGGGGGGGGGGGGGUAACUUCAAAGGAGAUAUGAGGUGCAAAUUUUAUUUACACUGAGUGGUGGGUGAAUAGAAUAUGUUGCCUGGAGUGAUGGUAGAGACAGAUACAUAAGAGACUUUUAAGAGACAUGUAGAUGGGCACAUGAAUGUGAGGGAAAUAGAAGUAUACGGACACUCUAUUUUAAACAGAGAGGAUUAGUUAGGUUGUCUAUUUGAUACUAAUUUAAUUGGAUUGUGGGCCCAAGGGUCUAUUCUUGUGUUGUUCUGAUGAACUGAUUUAAAUUCCCUGUGUAUAAACUGCAUUUUCCCCAAAGUAGAAAGAGAGAUUCACAGCAUUUAACACCAGACUAUUUGAGGUAUCUUUAUAAGGGAGUGUCAAAUAUCUAUAUAAAGGGUUUCAAAAGAAAUGUGUCCUUUUAUGGCCCAGGAGAGGAUGUUUUGCGAUAUUCAUGCAAACCUGAAACUAAAAAGUUGCCCUACUCUCCCCCACCCCAAGCAAACUGUUAUUUGGUAAGAGCAGAGGUAAUUUGUCCUGUCAACUCUUUCCUCUGCACAAUACUGAGAAUCAAAUCUGGCAAAAACUGUUUGCAGCUCUGAUGUCGGAGGCAGUGCUACAGCAUCCAUGGCCACCAAAGAUUACAGAGCUUGUACACUCUGUAAAACCUAAUUACUCAAGAGGGCCUUAAAAAUGGGUUACACCUAUAAUUUACAUAUUUUAAACUGGCGUUAUGCACAGUUUUAGGUGUCUACCCUGGAUGUCUUAAGGAGUAAAUUUGGAUAAAUUUCUUGGAAUAACUUGGUAUGGAUCGUACCUGUUUUAAAAUGGCCCCAAAACAUUUGUGAAUAGAAAGGCACAGGUAUUAGCAUGAUGUCAAUCUUAAGUAUUUUUGGUCAAUGCUCAGAGUUUUCAUGGUUCAAUCAACUGGCAGUUAGAGUGCUCAUCUUCUAAUGUACAUUUUCAGCAAAUAGCACUUUAGAAAUCUUUGCUAAACACAGUUCAACAUAGCAGACAGGGUCAGUGAACAUAAUUGCAAAUCCUUUAAGUCAGCCACCUCUUAAGUAAUGCAAUGAAACAUCUGAUCAAUGCUACAGAGCAAAUGUUCGCUCUGAAUAAAAAAAAUGUUCUAAACAGAAUUGAGUUUAUUAUCACUGACACGUUAUGAAAUCUGAUGUUCUGUGGCUGCAGUACGGAGCGAGAGAAAAAAAUACUGUAAGUUACAAAAAAAGAGCAAAAGACUUUAAUUGUGAAAUAUAAGAGGUUAAGGACAUGCACUGAUAAUAUUAAGCAUCCUCCAAUACAGGGGUUUCCAACCAUUUUUAUGCCAUGGACUCAUACCAUUAACCAAGAGGUCCGUGGACCCCAGGGUGGGAAGCCAUGCUCUAAUGUAAUUGUAAAAAAUCUCUCGUUGAUCAAAACACAACAAACAUCACAAAAUCAUGUUCAGUAGAAACCUACAGUAUUGUAUAAAUGUCUCCACUGAAUGUGACUUUGACUAUUGAAUUGCUUUCAAUAUUGGUAACAUCUUCUCCUCUGUAAAUAUCAAAGCUGCAUUAAUUAGAUUUCACCAAAAUACAUUUGUUCUUUGAAUCAUAUUAUCUUCAAAUGUGGAAAUGUUAUUCAGGAUAGAGAUUGGAAUAUAACAGAAUUUUCUUGCUUUUACUAAGACUGCCUGAAGGGUAGGUAUUCCAGUUAUAAAAACCUUACCAGUGUAAAACAGAAAGGAUUCAAAGUGAAACUGUGUGAUGAACAGCACUUUACAGAGAUGAACUUUUUUUUCCAACUUUUUUUUUCUAUUAUUUCUUCUAAAAAUUAAGCAUGUGUAACAAAAAAACACAAGAGAUUCUGCAGAUGCUGUAAAUUCAGAGCAACAUGCACAAAACACUGGAGGAGCUGAGCAGGUGAGGCAGCAUCUACGGAAAUGAAUAAACAGUCACUUUUUCAGGCCCAGCCUCAACUUUUUAUUCAUAACCAUAGAUGCUGCCUCACCUGCUGAGAUCCUCCCAUAUUUAGUGUGUGUAGAAUGUGUAAUAAUUUGUCUGAUGCCCUCUUCAGUCCAGAUUUGCUGUGUUCUAAAUGUUAUAUGUGACAUUUGUUCUGAACCUGUAACUGGUUUAAAUCUAAGGGGGGGAGGGGAAGAGGUGUUUAAUGUUAUUCAAUGAAUCCUUUUAGGCAUUAAGCUGAGAGAAGGAUCAUUCUAACAUGCAUUGUAUUUCUGCACUUUGUAUUCUGCUUUUGCUCUGUAAGAUUUAUGAUCUUGUUAUUUUCAUGAGUAGGGAUGAAUGGUGAGCCCAUAAUUUAGAUUUGUCCUUUCAAAUUUUGGGGCGCCACGGUAGAGUUGAGGUCAGCACGACACUAUUACAGAUCGAGAUGUCUGAGUUUGGAGUUCAAUUCUGACGCCAUCUGUAAGGAAUUUGUACGUCCUCCCUGCGACUGUGUGGGUUUUCUCCGGGUGCUCCAGAUUCCUCCCACAGUCCAAAGACGUACCAAAGAGUAGGUUAAUUGGUCAUUGUAAAUCGUCCUGUGAUCAGGCAAGGGUUUAAAUCAGUGGGUGGCUGGGUAAUGCAGCUCAUUGGGCUGGAAGGGCAAAAAAAAAAGAUUCUCUGAUUGACAUUUCACUGUGCUGACAACCCACCUGAUGCUGGUUGCACUCAAAUACUCAUAUAGCUUGCACAGCAGUCAGAUAAACGAGUCUGUCUAAUGCAAAUCCCCGUUACAGAAACAUUGUUUACAUUAAUGAUUCCCAUUUAAUUCCUGUUCCAUCUAUCUUUUAGUCUGUUAUUGCAACAACACAAAUUAAUCCUGACACAUCACUUCAUGCAUAAAUGCCCAAUGCAGAGGGCCACGAGACUUUUUAUUUCCCCCUUGAAAUUAUGUUUAUACAUUUAGAAGAUUGAACCAAAAAUUGGAGGGAAUUUGUGCACUUUUGUUGCUGGCAAAUACUUUGAAGGCUACAUUUCUAAAAUGAAGCAUGGCCACAUACUUUAAAUUUGGAAGGUAUGGACAAACAUGUGUAUUCAGAUAGCAGCACCAGAAACAAAAUUUAAUCCAGUGAUGCAAGGGAUUACUUUAGUUAUAAAUUUGAUUUGGUAGCAAUGUAGAGCAGCAGUGAAUAAAUCCAUUACUUAGCUAUCUGAAUUUAAAUAUACUGCAAAACCACAAAAACCACAUUCUGCUUUAUAGAUCAGCUAUUGGCUAACAUGAAAUGAUUCCCUACAGAUUUAUAUUCCAAAUCAUUCUAUAUAAAUCUCAAAACCUUACAUCUGGGCUUUGAUUAAUGUCCAGUGGAAAGGUUAUGUCCCAAAUAUCAAUUCAGACUUCUAUCUCUGAUUUGUUGGGAGUCUUAGCAUCUUUAUUUCUGAUGAGUGAACUCAAUGCUAGUUUUAGUAAUAAUAUUCAGUUUAUGAAAAAUAAGCCAUGGACUUUGAAUUUUGGACUGUGUCAUUCACUAUUGAGGACCAAAUAAAUAUUACUCAUGGUAGUCAGAUUUUAGUUAGAUAUUGCUUAUAAAAGGUGCUGAGUUUCUAAAGUGGUCAACAUUCCAGGGAAAAUCUAAUGAAAUGUUUUUGCUUUUUUAACUGAUACUUAUCAGAGAACUAUCACAUGAUAUCUUGUUAACUUUUUGAGAGAAGGAAUGUCCAUUGUGUUUUCAAAAGAAUUUGGAUCAAUGAUAAACAGAUCGGUUUUCAUUCCAAACCUGAUUUUACACCAAGUGUGAUGUUGGAAAAGCAAAUGACAUAGUUUUCCGGUUUCUACAUUCUCAGAUGGAAACUUAACAGGUUCUUUUAUUUUGGAAGCUAGCACUAUGAAAGCAAUUACGUUUGAUAAAUAUUUUUGAAUUAAAAAGGGUAUUUUUUUGUGUUGAACAAUCAUAAUCGGCUUUCCAUAAUGCUUCCUUGGAAUGGUUAUUACUAGAAAGCUUGACAAAAAUGUAUCAAUUUCUAGAGGUGGAUGUAUUUUAUUUGCCUAUGAAAAAUUAGAAAUGUUAUUAGAGGCAUGUGGGCACUUUAGGAAACAUAGACGUUUCACCAAACAGUUCAUGUGCCAGGAGACUUUCCUGAAGCAUACCUACAAAUCCUUCUGUGUUGCCUUAAAGAGAGUCUGAUAAUGAUCACCUCUGUUGAAAUGACAGAUUUUGAUGCCUGAUCAUAAUGGUUAUUACUAGAAAGUUUGACAAAAUGUAUCAUAAUCUUUUUUUUCUUGUUUUAUUGGCUUUUAAAAAGCAUUAUCAGAGGUGGACCAGCCUAUGUUUCCAACUUUGCUAUGUGGUGAAAUUCACUAAAAUCCAUUUUCUCUCAGUUCUGUUGAUACACCUGAACACACUAAGAGUCACAGUGGUAACUGUGCCCUCCUGUUUCCCAUCCAUGUCUGCUAUAAUGGCUAAUCUCUCUAAUUUAGAUAAUUUAGAUCGUGUGAGGCCGAGGCCAUUUCCACUUUUUAGAAAAUCUCCCAUUAUUUUUAUUCGAACACUCCAACAAACAUCAUCACCACAGACAGCCUGUCCAUGCCAGCAAACUACAUCCUCUCUUUAUACGGUUUUGGUACUCAUUCAUAUCAUGGUGUGGACAGCUUUCAUCCUUUAUUCUUCCGGAGAUUUUGUUCACCACUUUCCUUGGUACAAGGAGUAAAUAUUUGGUACAUACUUGUAAAUACUUGUUUUUCAGCACUUAUGGUUUUUUUCUUUGUAUUGUAUUUUAAGCUUAUGCCUCAUGAGAAUAUUCAUUGUUGCAAGUGAAUAAUUAUAUUAAAUCUGUUGAACUAUU
Molecule: messenger RNA, 9994 nt
Organism: Hypanus sabinus (Atlantic stingray)
Lineage: Eukaryota; Metazoa; Chordata; Chondrichthyes; Myliobatiformes; Dasyatidae
Gene: creb5b
Product: cAMP responsive element binding protein 5b
Exons: 14
Coding region: 397-2046 (549 amino acids)
Biological process (GO): regulation of transcription by RNA polymerase II
Molecular function (GO): cAMP response element binding; DNA-binding transcription factor activity, RNA polymerase II-specific
Source: RefSeq, a predicted model, not a curated record